Mytilinidion resinicola is the source of this 1745-nucleotide messenger RNA. RefSeq names its product MFS general substrate transporter. NCBI's taxonomy places the organism in Eukaryota, Fungi, Ascomycota, Dothideomycetes, Mytilinidiales, Mytilinidiaceae. The record is from RefSeq and is a predicted model, not a curated record. Gene Ontology annotation, biological process: transmembrane transport. The transcript is spliced from 4 exons. Bases 1 to 1518 code for a protein of 505 amino acids. Gene Ontology annotation, molecular function: transmembrane transporter activity.
AUGGCGGAAGCUAGGAAAGGUCCAGCGACCACGAACACGCAAUCGCCAGCUCACCUUGUCGAACGCAAGGAAGUCGAAAUACCCACAGGAUGGAAGUACAAAAGCUCGAAACUCGGGCCCAUCACCUUUCCUUGGUAUGCCUCACCUGAGUCGCAGUUGAUCUUGGUGUCGUUCGUCUGCUUCCUAUGUCCAGGCAUGUUCAAUGCCCUCAACGGCCUUGGUGGUGGAGGGCAGCUUAGCAAAAACGCUUAUGCUAAUGACGCCUCCAACUCCGCACUCUACGCUACUUUCGCGGUUGUCGGUUUCUUCGCUGGCACCGUUACUAACGUCCUUGGCAUUAGAAUUGCGCUCUCAUUUGGUGGCCUCGGAUAUUGUGUCUACGUUAGCUCAUAUCUAUGCUAUAAGCACACUCAAAACUUUGGCUACAUUGUCUUCGCCGGCUGCUUGCUUGGAUGCUGUGCAGGCAUUCUCUGGUCUGCGCAAGGCGCGAUUAUAAUGUCGUACCCCCCGGAGAAACUAAAAGGCCGAUUCAUUUCCUGGUUCUGGAUCAUCUUUAAUAUGGGCGCUGUCAUCGGUAGUCUGGUUGAACUUGGCCUGAACUUCCACAAUCAAAACAACGACACUGUCAGCGAUGGCACCUAUGUCGGCUUCUUAGUCCUCACAUUCCUUGGAGCCUGCCUAUCCUGGACACUGGUUGAUGCGAAGCAUGUCGUGCGCCGUGAUGGGUCUAGAAUCAUUCUAAUGAAGCACCCGACGUGGAAAUCGGAGAUACUCGGCCUUUGGCAGACACUUUGGAGUGAUCCCUACAUCAUACUCCUCUUUCCGAUGUUCUUCGCCUCCAACUGGUUUUACACAUACCAAUUCCAGGACGUUAACCUCGUGCGGUUCGGCACGCGUACUCGCGCACUCAACAACACGCUUUACUGGCUAGCUCAGAUAUUUGGGGCUCUCGUCUUCGGCUUCGCACUGGACUUCCCUUAUGUCAGAAGGACUACACGAGCAAAGGCUGCUUGGGUUGUCAUGUUUGUCCUCACCUUCGCGAUCUGGGGCGGGGGGUAUGUUUUCCAGAGGAAAUACACUCGCAAGGAAACCAAGCCGGAUAAUCACUUUGUAUACGACUGGAACUCAAAGGGCUAUAUUGGACCGAUGUUCUUGUACAUCUUCUACGGCUUCUACGACGCAGCAUGGCAGACGUGCGUAUAUUGGUUUAUGGGCGCAAUCAGCAACAACAGUCGCAAGCUCGCCAACUUCGCGGGCUUCUACAAGGGCAUUCAGUCAGCCGGCGCGGCUAUCAUCUGGCGCUUGGAUGGGUUGGGGAACCCUCCACCAUAUAUGAACCUGUUCGCUUCGUGCUGGAUUCUGCUUGCCGGCAGCUUGGUUAUUGCGCUCCCGGUUAUGCUUCUGAAGAUCAAGGAUACCGUGCCAGUUGAGGAAGACCUCAAAUUCACUGAUGAGACUAUCGAGGACGUCAUCGGCCACGAAGUCAUUUAUGACUCCCCUGAGCGGGAGAAGGGUUGAGUGGUUGUCUUCAGGUCGUUGAUGAUUUUUUGGGAUCUUGUCGUUACUUUUACUACUUGCGUGUGAGGCGUUAUUACGAGUACGAUGUUCCAAAAGCGCUGCUGGGCUACAAGGGCACGGGAACGGCCGAAGGGCGGAAAUCUCUAGUCUGAGCACUUCAUGAUUAGGACUUCCGUGGUAAUUAAGUGUUAGAUAAUGGCAUGGGUAGUAUUUAAUGCAAUUCUGGU